UCCCACUUGAAAUUCAUUUUGUUAGUUUUUGCCCAGCUCUCCAAUUUGUUAAUGUCAUUUUGGAUUCCGGCCCCAGUCCUCUGGGAUAAUAGCUUCUCCUCCUAAAUAGGUUUCAUCUGCAAAUUUCAUAAGCAAGCCUACUCUUUCUUUAUCAUAGUCUCUUAAAAAUUAAUUUUAAAAUAUGGUAUGAUAUGGGCAUCAGGGUCACAAUUUCUAUCGCUUUGACUUUCUUAAGCAGCACCAAUGGAGACUGUUUCAAAAUUCCUUCCAAAGAGAAGGAAAUUCAAUAAAAACCCUUCAAGUGUUUUCAAUGCACACUCCUUCCUUUCUGUCUGGGAAAACCUUCCUGCAGUUAGUUCCUCUCCGACUGGCUGAAACCGAUUAAAAGUUGCUCUUUCCUUUGCCCCUGUGAGAGACACCCAAGCCCACCACAGGGAGAGAUAACUUUUCCGGAUGAAUAAUUUUAGCUUCACACUCUAAAUGUUUUCUUCUCGCCUCAGGAUUUCCAUUAUUCUGAAAUAAAUUGCAAAGUGCUGUGAAGAGAGAGCAGGCGACCAUGGAGCUCUGUCUGCUGUGCAUACUGAUGGAAUGCUACAUCCUGACAAAAGGACAUGAGGUCUUCCGCAUUUCUGGGGAAAAGGUCCUAAUUCCCUGUGAAGCUACAAAUCCCCAAACACGUUGGUUCUGGUUCCCUCUGCAUUCUAGAUGUGUCAACAUCACUGGAAAAAGUGUGGAAAUAAUUCAAAAUCAUACCACACAUGAGGUGACUCCUCUUCAGUUCAACAAGCGAUUGAAUCAAGCUCCAGAGUCAUUGUUCCUCAUGGAUCUGCGUUUGAGUGAUGCAGGGACCUAUGUGUGCCGGCUUCCCAAUGGCUCAGAGACCCGCACCACCCUUUGGAUGACUCAAGGGUGCCACAACAAUCUCCUUGUCUCUUCCAAGCAGCUUGGUCCAUCCUCUAUGAAGCUCACCUGUCAUCACUGCUAUUCAUCAGAUACGGGAAACUCAUUUCAAUGGAUAUUGAAUUCAAAGCGACUCGGUAACCCCCGAUGGGCUAAGAAGAGAAAUUUAGGGUCUACUAUAAUAAUAGAUCCAAUCCGGCAAGCGGCUUUGGGACGCUGGGAGUGCCAGUCCCGUGCCAAUCCUUUGUUGAUCUCGGAGAUUUGCUUGAGCCCAUCCAAAGAGGAGCAAGCAGCAUCUCAUUGGACACGUCCUCCUAUUGCUACAGAAACCACAUUCACAGGACACACUCCCAAUGGGACUGCAGUCUGGUUUUGGGCCGUGUUGGCUGUGUUGGUGAUCGUCCCAGCUGUCAUUGGAGGUGCUGUGUGGCUCCGGAAGAAAUUGCUGAUGGACAGGCAAAACAGAGAAAACAGAGAGUUGACAGAUCAUGCUUCCCUGAGAAAUGCCACCAGAAGGGAGGAAGAUAUAAUGAAAAGGGAGAGCCUGGAUGAGACACAUGCUUCUCUUCAUUAUGCCCAGCUACAACAUCCCCGAAGGAAAUCUGCCAGUGUUCGAACUCCUGACAGCACAACCGUGUAUGCAGUCAUAGUCUGAUGACAUUUCUGUCAUUUCUCACUGCCAUGUUAAGGCUCACUCACUAUUGCUCCAUAUGCAAUAUGCAAAAUUCUGCUCCUCUGCCUGAUUUCCUUGGUGCAUUCCUUGCAAUGUGCCGGAAACCAUCGUUCUCUUGACAGGUACCAUUGUUAGUUUCUUUUUAGAAAGACCAAUGAGAACUCAGGGCAAGACAUCCUUACACAGUUAUUCUCUAAAUUACAGACUUUAUAACAUGAAGAUGGCAAACCAAUGUCAUGUGGGCCUGUUGUCAGUCUGUGACAAGCCUGGAAAAACUCAUCAGUAGACCCUAAUUAUGCCACAUAUCUAUGUGAUUAUCUCUACCCAAAAUGCUGUCACAGAAAUGGUGUUGCUGUUGUGGCGAUGAGAUAUUACGAGGAAUUAAAAGCAUGAAAAUUGAGCAAAUUUAAAAGAGAUGUACUUGAUCACGAAAAUGAAAAAGUCUAUCCAUGGGUGACCAGCAAUUUUUAAAAAACACUGGUUUUAACAGUCUUCCAAUAAUGCAUCUGAAGAAGAUACCAAUGAUAAAAGAUGAUGUUCUUCUGAUAGCUUAGGGAGAGAUAACAUUUCCUCCAAUCGCCUGUCACAAGAACAAUCCUUGCCUCAAGGUUCAAGCCAUAAUCAUAUACAAUUUCCACAUUUAAAGUGAAUAAUAAUAAAAACACUGAUUUUAACGUCUUCCAAUAAUACAUCUGAAGAAGAUAUCAAUGGUGAAAGAUGAUGUUCUUCUGAUAACUCAGGGAAAGAUAACAGUUCCUUUAAUCACUUGUCACAAGAACAAUCCCUGCCUCAAGGUUCAAGUCAUAAUCAUGUACAAUCUCAAAAUUUAAAGUGGGAAAAUAAACUUUUACUAUAUAAUCUUUCAUCAGUGGAAUGAUCAGUAUCAAAUUUACGGCUUGUCGUAUAGGAUCCUUGGUAUAGGAGCCGUGGUGGCAUAGAGAGUUAAACUUUUCUGCUAGCUGGACUGCUGACCUGAAGGCUGGGUUGCUGACCUGAAGGUUGCUGGUUCAAAUCAACGAGAUGGGUUGAGCUCCUGUCUGCCAGCUCUAGCUUACGGAGACAUGAGAGAAGCCUCCCAGCAGAAUGGUAACACAUCUGGGUAUCCUCUGGGCAAUAUCUCUGUAGAUGACCAACUAUCUCACACCAGAAGCGACUUGCAGUAUGUUCUCAAUUCGCUUCUGACACAAUUUAAAAAAACCUUGGUGUAAUGCUUUUCAAAUACAGGUGGACCUAUUUAAGUUAUGUAAGUCAAUAAAAUUUAAAUAUGAGUUUGGCUUCCCAGUUCACCACUAAUAAAUGAACAGAUUAUACUCCUAUCAUAAAUAAUCAGUUAAUUGGUUUUAAGGGUUUUAAUAAUGUUAAUAUUUGAUUUUAUUUAUUGUAUUUUAGGUUUUAAAUUGUAUUGUAUUGGUUUUACUGUAAUCCGCUUUUAGUCUCUUUUUAGAGAGAGAAAAUAGAGUAAUAAUAAUAAUAAUAAUAAUAAUAAUAAUAAUAAGUUUGUCCCCUCUGCUCUCCUUUCUGAUCCCACUAAAACAGAAUGGUGGCAUUUUAUACUUUCCAUGAGAGGCAAGCCACAUCCUCAUAUAAACUCCCCUGCUGUUUCAAGUGAUUAUGACAUUAAAAUUAAAAUACAUGCAUUCAUUGUUUUCCCUUUUCCCCCUGAGAUACAUGUCCAUCCAUGACUUGAUCAAAGCAAACUAGCCAACUGUUUUGGAUCAGCGGCCAGUGGGCAUCUGAGCAUAUAUAACAGAAGAAACCUCAUUGUUUAUCUUGAUUUGUUGCUGGCCAGCCUCCUUGAACUCUAGGGUUGAGUACUGGAUACCUUCCGCUGCUCCCUAGAUGGCAUCAAAGAAAGAAAAAAAACAGUCAGAAGACAUACACAUGGGGCUGUGGGGGUAUUUUGGGGGGUAUUUUCUUUUUAAGUUCUCACCCAGGAUGAAAAUUAAUUAAUAUUACCUAUGAACUAGAACUUGGAAACAUCUGCACACCUGAAAACAUGCUGAUUUUCAACCCUUUUGUGAAAAUUAGUCUGUUGGUUUCAUCAUGGCAAAUUAAUGAGAUCCAUUUGUUGUGUUAAGCAUUAAUACAUGGCCUAACUCAAGAUAGACAAUAUCCAUGGAAUUGAUGGAAUUUACUUAAGUAUUUACCUUCUAAGUGUCUGUGUACCCCAGUGUGUUUUUAGGCCUGUUCUUAGGUUUAUUUGGGGUGCUGAUUCAGAAAGCUGCAUUGGAUAGACCACAUCAGCUCUAAAUUAUUAAAUAUGGUUUUCUGUGGGUGAGCAGAUGGCGACUACUGGAUGGCAUAUGCGCUGUAUCUGAAACUAGAGCUGAUGUGGUCUAUCCAAUGCAAUUUUCUGAAUCAGCACCAUAAAUAGCCAAACUGAAUCUAAAGUUGACCAAAAACUGAUUCGUAACACUUUUGAUACUAAUAUUGGAGAAUGGCCCCUGGUCAAAGUGGUUCCUGGUCAAAAAAAAAAAAAAAAGGUUGGGAACCACUGAUCUACCCUAACUGAGCAUAAUAGCCAGGCUUAGUUUCAAUUUUGUAAAGUAACAAGUUAUAUUAACACAGACCAUUAUGUAUUACUCAAAAAAUAUGUUACUAAAAAUCAUAACUCUCCAAAAGGUAGCAAAUUGUACAUACCCACCAAUUCCACCACCACCACCUCAACUGGAUGAGACUUUGACUUCUAUUCUGGAGGAUCCUAAUAGCUAAUUACUGGCUGUAGAACUGGCUAAUUCGCCUCUCUCUCCAAAACGAGCUAUUGGUGGGUUCUGAAGAGCUAAAUUCCAAAGUGCCAUAGAGGACACAAAUAAUGUUGGUUGUUGUGUUGAUAUGUUUCUUCUCCUGAGUCAUAUGAGGAAAACUUCAGUGAGCGAAUCACUCAAAACAGAAGAUCAACCUUCCAUGUUCUCUCUGUUUUUCCAUGUCUUGCCCCAUGUUGCUGCUCUUCAGUUGCAUCUGACUAAAAUUGAACUGUGUGAGUUGGAUUUUGGGAGCUUGGAUCUAGUAUACUUGGAGAACAUGGAGAGCAUAUACGUGCUACAUAUAUCUCUAGUUUCACAGUUUGAUGUGAAACUAGGUCUAUCAUGUCACUGAUUUGCACAAUAUGCAAAAAUAUGUGCAUAAUUUAUAUAGCAUUUAUGUUAUGUUUCUUCAGGUGAAAUUUGGGCCAGAGUGGGGUUAAAUACAAGUUUAUGUUGUGUGAAUUCCAAACUUUUUUUCUGAUUUAAAAGGACCCUAAGGCAUUAGUCAGAGUGAGUUUACCAUUACCUUCUUCUGAAGAAGAAAGAAUGCAACUUGUUCAGGGCCACAUAGAAGGAUCCAAUCUACACUGCCAUAUAAUCUGCAUUAUAUGAGUCUAUACCGACCCUGUAAUGAAUUGGAAAUGGCAUUAUAUGACAAUGUAAAUGGGGCCUGGCUUCCCCUGAUCAAGCAAGGAUUAGAUCCUCCAUCUCCCAGGGCCCUUCCACACAGCCCUAUAUCCCAGAAUAUCAAGGCAGAAAAUCCCACAAUAUCUGCUUUGAACUGGGUUAUCUGAGUCCACAACUGCUAUCUAUUCCAGUUCAAAGCAGAUAAUGUGGGAUUUUAUUCAACUGUGUGGAAGGUGCCCCAGUGUCCUAAUUCCACACACUGUGUAAUCCCAACUCCUCAAAUACAGUUACUUAGUUGACCUACAUCUGGGAUCUCCCAAACAGCAUGGUCAUGGAUCACACAUCUGGGCAAUUCUGGGGAUUUGGGAAAAUUCAAGAAAUUGAUAAAAGGUGGAAGCUGGAAGGGUUGUUUCUAAGCCCUUGGAUAUCUUCAGCAUGGAUAGUGAAACAGGACAAUAAGAGGUUACCUCUCUGGAUGUAUAGUCUUCAGUUUCUUCUCUUCUCUUUGGAGGUCCUUCUGAACCUAAAAUGAAAAGACGACAUAAGAAAUUGGAUAGGGCACACUUUGUAAUAAUGUGUGGGGUUGUUUUAGUAGCACCUGUUGCAAGAUUGGUUAGCAACUACUUUUCUUUGCAGGAUACUCUGGUGGUAUAACGGCUAAGAUGCAAAUCUUGAUUUUGCCACUUAAUAUAAGGGUCACCAUUUCACUAUGCCAUUAUAUUUAAUGAGGCAUGAGCAUCCAGAGAUUUUGGUACCCAUGGUGGAUAGAAAAGUAAACACAUUCCCAUUGAGCUGGUUUUCAUUUUGUUGUAAACAUCCUACAAAAAUGAAAAUAAUACAAUUGCUAGAUUGUAUGAAUACACACUGUUUCUGGAAAUAAACAAGUAAAUACUCA
Messenger RNA from Anolis carolinensis (green anole), 5839 nucleotides. Its product is annotated as carcinoembryonic antigen-related cell adhesion molecule 1. The record is from RefSeq and is a predicted model, not a curated record. The transcript is spliced from 7 exons. Lineage: Eukaryota; Metazoa; Chordata; Lepidosauria; Squamata; Anolidae. Bases 557 to 1555 code for a protein of 332 amino acids.